AUGUGUUGCAAUUACUAUAGAAACUCAUGUGGUAGCUGUGGUUAUGGCUGUGGCUGUGGUUCUGGAUAUGGCUCUGGCUCUGGCUGUGGAUACAAAUCUGGCUAUGGCUCUGGCUGUGUCUAUGGUUCCAGAUAUGGCUGUGGCUAUGGUUGUGGAUAUGGCUCUGGCUAUGGCAAUGGCUCUUGCUGUGGAUAUGGUUCCAGAUAUGGCUGUGGCUAUGGAAGCGGCUGCUGUACCUACUGA
This is a messenger RNA of Suricata suricatta (meerkat), 243 nucleotides long. RefSeq names its product keratin-associated protein 21-1-like. Lineage: Eukaryota; Metazoa; Chordata; Mammalia; Carnivora; Herpestidae. The transcript has 2 exons. The coding region runs from base 1 to 243 and encodes 80 amino acids. The record is from RefSeq and is a predicted model, not a curated record.